Molecule: messenger RNA, 1433 nt
Organism: Parascedosporium putredinis
Lineage: Eukaryota; Fungi; Ascomycota; Sordariomycetes; Microascales; Microascaceae
Source: the annotation of a GenBank genome assembly
AGUUUACUCCGCUUUCCAACCCAGGUGUCGCUGUUUGCUUGUCCAUUUACGGGUUCGCUCUUCUGCUAUCUGCAAUCUCACCACCACCCGAAACCCAGGGGCCUUCCACCUUCCCUCGACGCCUCGCGCAGGCGCAGGCCAACCUGCAGGCGAAUCUAUCUCUUGCUGAUCUACGUAUAAGUCGUGAUAUGGACUUCUACACCGCAUUGCUAAGGACUGGAUUUGGAGCGAUCACCUUGGCAAGCGAGGCUGUAUACCUAAACGAGGACUCUACCGUUAAUACCCCACGAUACACCUGGCUUGAAGAAGAACGUUUUCAGGAACUGGAAGCGGUUUAUAAUCAGUCUAGGGGUAGCAGCGGAAUGGCCGCCAUAGGCUCUAGCUCCACUCGAUUUUCCCAUGUGAAGACUUUCAGAAGUGGUUAUUCGCAUGAGAAGACAGCACAGCCCAGUUCGAAGCACCGGAGAUUUGACAGACCGACAGCUCUGGGCGUAGGCGCUGCAGCACGUAGUGGCAGAUGGAUAUUUAUCAUAGACUUCGCCGUCAACAUCUACCGCGUUCUUCUGAAAGCAUGGGCCCUCGUUAUUCUCAAGGUUUUGCACAAAGUUGGCGUAGGAUCACAGCCAUCAUGGCUUGUCCGCCUAGUUCGGGGCGGAAAGGUGACUAGGCAUGGUCCAGAUAUGCAGCCCAACAGGGAAUUUACCACUGGCCCACCAUCUACCAUUGAUGGUGUCUGGAUACCUCGAGGCGACCAAGUAGAUGUGGAAGCAGAAUUCCGAAAACGGAUGCUCGCGACCUUAUCAGACUCCAAUAGUUUGCAUGAGGGGGACCUUGACUCUCGCCUAUAUAAAUGGUGGCUCACAGGAGGUAUCUGGGGGUCAGUCGACGGAAGUGGUGAUUAUUUGCCCGAGGAGCAGAGCGAUAUCUCUGACAGCUCAAGCACAGCGUCCCUGAGCCUGCUAAACAGCGAAGAUAACGAGGACGGAGAAGCAGGAUACUUAGCAGGACCCGCCUCUUUCGCUACCCGAGAGGCCAGUGUUGGCAUUGACAUGCCGCUUCAGCUUUCCGACCUCUCUCGACUCCUCCAACCGAAAACUUUGGAUGACCAGGAGGAGGCUGAUACACUCGCAGCCCACCUCACUAGCGAUGGGGUUCUGACCCGCUCGCAUUACGAAAGACUCCGACGGCUUCAGUCAUCACGCAUCCUAGGAAAGGGGUUCACAGAUAUUGCGGCAAUCUUUGAAUCAUCCCAGCGUGCCACACUUACGGCAGAUCAAGAGUCCAGAUUCCUCGAGCGCAUUAUCUUAUCCAGACGGCAGUCCCCACGAUCUGAUCUCUCAGUCCACGACGCCCAGGCCCGGCCCGCUUCUGCAUCCGGUACGGGUGGAGAGGGUCCACCAUGCGUCGGUUUCCCUCGCGAUGAACAACUUUGA